AUGGCUUUCCUUCAGGUGUUCUCAUUUUCUGCUUAUAAUGUUGCUGUUACACACUGCUCAGCGAUCGUCAAUCGAGGAAGCACCGGCGCGUCGCAGCCAUCAUCUACGGCAAGCAAUUCCAAGCUACAUUUAGUCACAAUCGGAACUGAUAGUGAUGACCUGCUGCCAGUGCUGAAAGUGUGGCGAAUCAAUGAAUCGGCUCUCACAGCAGACAAGGAAGAUAACCUCUUUCAAUCUUCAGCACACACCGAAAUCGCUGAAGGUUUAGAGGCAACUGAACAAAACAGCAGCACUCCCAUUGGCGCCUGUAUCCGUAGCAUCAAGCUUAGUCCGAGCACACCACAACUGACAACCCUAAGCCCACAAGUUUCUGUUACGGUGCUUGAUGUACUGAAUGAUUCCCUGGUUGCUGUGGGCUUUAACGAUGGCCACUGUUUGACAGUACGGGGCGAGCUGACGCGGGAUACGCGAAAUAUCAAGAUGAAACUACUGGAGGUUUCCUCAGGCGGCAGCUCAAUCACAGGUGUGGCUUUCUCUAGCUACACACAGGCCUACAAGGCUACAUCAAAAACUUUCCGAACAUUCAAUACCAACACCUCAGGAACACGACAGCAUAUCAUACUUUUCGUGUCGACUCGAAAUGAAAUUUGCUCUUUUGAUCUCACAAACCGAGACUCUAAAGAGAAAGAGCCCAAAAUUAUCUUAGACUCUUUUGGCUGCGACAUUGGCUGCAGCUGUCUGAAGCGGGACCCAAAACAGCUUGAAUCGAUACAGUUUAUUGUCGGGCGGAAUGACGCCAUCUACUUCUACAACAUCGACGGACGCGGUCCAUGCCUCGCUUAUGACGGGCAGAAGUCAUUUCUUUACUGGUUCAGGAACUACCUGGUGGUAGUGACGGUGAAUGAUUUGAAUCGGAUGACCCAGUCGCCCAACAACACAAACGAGUCCUCUUCCACAGCAUCAUCAUCAUCACUUCUGGCCAAUCUCACACCUAACCUCAUUACCAUCUACGACAUAUCUCGCAAGUUCAUCGCCUUUUCAUGUCCCAUACCUGCUGUGAAUCAGGUUAUCUCAGAGUGGGGCCAGCUGUACAUUCUGACGGCGGACAAACGCGUCUGCGUAUUCACUGAAUGCGACACGCAGACAAAGCUGGAGUUGCUCUUUCGAAAGAAUCAAUUCUCACUGGCAAUUGAUCUAGCAAAGGCGCAGACGUACAGUCCCGACUCUCUGGCGGACAUGUUCAAGCAGUACGGUGACCAUCUCUAUUCAACGGGCGACUUUGAUGGGGCCAUCAAUCAGUACUGUCAGACGAUUGGCAUUCUAGAGCCGUCCUAUGUGAUACGGAAGUUUUUGGACCUGCAGAGAAUCCACAAUCUAACGGCGUACCUGCAAGAGCUGCACAAGCGGCGAGUGGCCACCGAAGACCACACUACCCUUCUCAUUAACUGCUACGUCAAGCUAAAGGAUGAACAAAAGCUGAACGAGUUUCUCCGCUCUUCAGACAUUGUCUUUGAUGUGGACAUUGCUAUUCGGGUACUGCGCCAAGCUGGCUACUUUGACAAUGCGGUCAUGCUGGCAAAGAGACACGGUCGCUAUGAUGCAUACUUCUGUACACUACUCGAAGACAAGGCAGACUUCGGGAAGGUUCUGGAAACGUUCAAAGAACUGCUCGAUGAGGAGAAGGAGGACAUUGUCAGUCAGUAUCUUAGCAAGUACGGACGUCUUUUGAUGGCCGAUGAGCCAGAUCAAACAACACAACUUUUGAAGACGCUUUCGGCGUAUUUGCUGAAACAGAACGUCAAAAGUCGAUCAAUCAUUCCACCUGCCACUCAAGGCUCAGACUUGAACGAUGUCUUUGACAUUGCCAACCUUGCUUCGGCUUUAAAUGACGACAGUCUCUAUGAUUCAGAGUUUAAAUGUGAAAAGUUUCUGCACAUUUUUCUAAACCAUCCGACAAAGCUCAUAGAGUACCUGGAGUUUAUCAUUAAUGAAUCAAAGUCAAUUGUUGAUGCUGAAGGGAACAGUAUUCCUGUUCCGUUUGAAAUAAGCAACACACUGCUAGAGAUGUACCUCCACUCGUACAAAAGUCAAAUAAAAGAAGACGGUUUGGCAGAGAACGAGGCAAAGAUUAUGAACUUUCUGCAAAAUGAAGGUGCACACUACGACUCGAAAAAAGCGAUGAUCAUCUGCCAGAUGAGCAACUUUACCCCUGGAGUCCUUUACCUCUACGAGCAGAGUCAGAUGUUCAAGCAGAUUCUGGCACACUAUGUUUCCCGUGCUGACAGUGACAAGGUGAUUGAAAUCUGCCAGCAGUACAGCAAAGAGGAGCCCAAUCUGUGGGUGGACGCACUGUGGUAUUUUUCAGAAGUGUACAACGACGGGCAAGAGGCAAACACUUUACUGGUUUUGGAAGAAAUUGAGCGGCGGCAGCUGUUGCCGCCGUUGAUGGUGGUGGAGAUUCUGUCGAAGCACAGUAAGGUGGCACUGGGUGUAGUACGCGACUACUUGAUGCGCUGGAUCAGCGCUGAACAGGAGCAAAUCGAAGAAAAUGAACGGCAAAUUGAAGCGUACCGAGAAGAGUGCGACAAGAUUCGAGUUCAAAUUGAGGAUAUCAGAGAUAAACCUCACGUUUUCCAGGCGUCCAAGUGCUCCGCUUGCUCUCACCCACUGGAGUUGCCCUCGGUGCACUUUAUGUGCGGUCAUUCCCUCCACGACACCUGCUUUGAGAGCUUCAAUGGAGAGAGUGAAGAGAACUGUCCGCUCUGUCUGGACAAAAAUCGUAAAAUACUGAAUGAAAUCAGCCUGUUUGACAAUGUGAAGAACGUUAAUGAGCUGUUUCAGCAAGAACUAGCCGAGACGAAGGACCCAUUUGAUGUGAUAGCUCGAUACAGCAGUCAAGGUCUGUUCAACCCGCUGACCGUAAUCACCGAUGACGGUCUCAUACAAACGCAAGGUCAGGUCAAUGCGAGACGUUAG
Molecule: messenger RNA, 2976 nt
Organism: Rhagoletis zephyria (snowberry fruit fly)
Lineage: Eukaryota; Metazoa; Arthropoda; Insecta; Diptera; Tephritidae
Source: RefSeq, a predicted model, not a curated record